AUGGACCACCCCACGGGCCCUGACCGCCGUGGUCCCGGUUCCGGACGCGCAUUGCGUGAUUCUGUCAAGUACUGGUCGCGUUUUGUCGACAGGUGCAUCUUCAGGCGCCUUGGGACGGGCUUGUUUGAGGAAUUCGUCCCUCUUAUUCAAGAGCAGCAUCCUCUGCCGCCCUUUCUCAUCGCCCUCUUGUUCCUUCGACCGCAGCCUUACAACGUCGUGAGCCUCGAUCCACGGAUACCACCGUAUAUACAGGCUCUCAGCCAACUGGGCCAUGUCGAUGCGCCGUCAAUACUGAAAGUGCUGUACAAGUUCUCGUCGCUGCACUCCCACUCCCAGCUCAAAACCUCGACGUCGCCGCAAGAUGGACCCGAAUCCGCGAGCAACGGCAGCUACCCGGGAAAUGCUGCCCUGCACUCAAACGACAAAAGAAAAAGGCCUCGGCGCUGGAAAAGCUCGGCUUGGGUGGAGGAAUUCAUGUUUUAUCACGUCAUAAAGAUCAUAGUCGAGGGAACCGCUUUCCGAGAUCCACGCGUCCUUUUGGAAAUGGUCCAGGUCAUCUCCAAAUGGAUGGAGCUCUUCACCUCGGUGUCUCGUGUUUUUGUGGCGGAUGUCAUGGGCGACCUGCAGAGUUCUCAAGCCCGCCUUGACAUGGAGACUGCCCGAGCUGCGUUUGUUCCGCUCUUGUUGCGACUGGUCGAGGUUCCUGCGCUCGUCAAGGCCAUUAGCAGCUCGCACGCCAAAAAUAUUCGAAAAAGCCUCUCAAUCAACUUGGCUGGCUUUAUUCAGACUCUCCAGCCAGCCCCGGGGUUUGUUGAAAGGCUAGAGAUGUUCCGCACAGAAAUUUUGGCCAAACUGGACCCCAUUGAUAAGAACAAUCAGGCGGCCGCUAAUGCCGCCAUGGAUGAGCUUUUAGGGGCAAGUGUUGCUCUAGACAGUUUUGCCAUUCCCGACUUGCUCAUUUCCAACACGAGAUCAGCAGUAUAUGUGUUUCUGAAUGCAUCACUUGUAGGACGUCCUUUGAUCGACGACAACGUAUUGAUAUCAUAUCUGCAGAACCGAUGUCAGGAUGCAACACAGUCGAGCGCCAUUGAGUUGAUCGUGGGGUCGUUCGACAUCCUUGCCAAUGCGGUAUUUCGCAAUGAAGGACCCAAGGAUGCACAUUUGUUGAAAUCUUUCCUUGUCAACAAAGUACCCCUGCUGCUGUGCCACCUCUUCCUCCGGGAACCCGCCUUUGACACGAGUGCGUCCGAGUUUUGCAUCACUGAAGCCCUGAGCCAAGUCGAUACCAGCGUUUUCCCCACGGCGUCGCUCAUGUUUGACGAGUCCAGAAGCAAUAACCCAUACACAGAAAGCGUCCGUGAGGAGUUUUGUACAGCGUGUGCCCUUCACGGUUUGGUGCAAAGAGAACACGUGGAACGAAUCCUGGGCGAGACGUCCAUGUCGUACGAGCCUUCACUGGAAAAGUAUUCCAAGGAAAAGCUUGUUCAUGACUGUUUGGCGGACGCCGAAAAGGUUCAAGGCUUAAUUCGAGAACUCGAGAAAAUGGACGGCAACGUCGGUGCCGUUUGCCAAGCACUGGUCGAGGUGAUGCGUCAACUCUGUACCAAUAAGGAAACUAUGUCGCUGAAGCUUCUGUGUAGCCAAUUGGCGCAGAAGCCUCAUAUUCUGGACAUUUUGUUGCUCUUUGAGAAGCUUCCUGCCAUCAUGGACCCAUUAUGUCAGCUCCUGGAUAACUGGCGAUACGAGGAGGAUCAGGGCGAAUAUCAGCCCAUAUACGAAGAAUUUGGCUCCAUUCUCCUCCUUGUACUAGCGUUUGCGUACCGGUACAACCUGACUGCGGCUGACAUUGGCAUCACUUCACCCGACUCUUCUGUUGCCAAAAUCCUCAGCAGAGCGCACAUUGGCCGUGACAGGGACGACCUAACUGAGCAAGAAAAGGGCCAUAUGAGCGGUUGGGUUCAUGGCCUCUUUACCGAAUCAGGAGGUUUAGGUGACGAUCUAAUGUCUUCGUGCCCGCCGCAGGAUUUUUACCUGAUCGUGGCGUCUCUGUUCCAGAAUAUUGUCGUAGCCUACACCUACGGGUACCUCAGUGAUGAGACGCUGAAAGGAGGUGUGGAAUACUUGGUGGACACAUUCUUGCUGCCCUCGCUUGUGCCGGCACUGCGUUUCCUCGCAGACUAUUUGUGGGUAGAGCAGAAGGAGCAAAAGGCAAUCAUCAAAGUGUUGCAACUCAUCCUGUUACCUAGCUCCAUAUCAGGGGAGGCAAGCACCAUGCUGUCAUCCGUCAGGAAUCUGGUGGCAAAACCCCUGGAACACUCGCUGCGGACAUAUCAGCGUCAAGACCCCAAGAACCAGGACAUCGAGCCCCUCCUGAGAGCCCUGAAAGACAGCUUGCCUCUCUCGCAGCGAACCGGUGGUGCGGAGCACAAUGAACUAGAGUCUUGGACCAACGGCUCCAGCACGGGACUUGCAGGCGCCCUGAGACACACGAUACAAGGUCUCGUCCAGUGGAGCAUGCAUCCCAGUGUCAGUAGCAUGCCCACGCCCUACACACACAGACAGUUGAUUGCCGCGCAAAGAAUUCUGGGAGCAAAGCGGACGCUGCGGCUACUUCUGGAAGAAGUCCGCGCGCACUCGGAAACGGGGAGCGCCAACAUUGUCUACGACGUGGCGGCGGCCAUUGUCUGCGCGCCCAACGUCACCGACGAGCCGUCACCAAGUAGCCAACUGAUGGACGCAUCCGGCAAUGUGCCCCCCCUCGUCCAGCGACCGCUGUCGCUCCGGGAAGCCUUGCGUCUCGAAGCCGACGGCUGUCGCAGGCUACACAAGGCAGACCCCGUCUUUUCCGAGAUUGUGGUCCGCCUCUACCGCCGCGUCGAGGCACACAUGGUCAUGCCCCAGGGCCAGGCCAUGCUCGAGGCGCCGGGCAUCCAGCUGGACCUCGGCUCCGGAGCAGGAGGCCUCGGAGACGUGGAUGCCAUGGCAGCCGUGGGCGUCGGCGGGGACGGCAUGACGGUUGACGGGCUGGACAUGGGUAUUGGUGGCCCCGGAAGCGCGGGCGGAUUGGAUACGACCAGCGACGGCGACUUGUUUGGCGGCUUGGAUACUAAUGGUAUGGACAUGUUUGGUUGGGGGGACAGCAUGGAUUUGAGUGGGAAUUGA
Molecule: messenger RNA, 3162 nt
Organism: Metarhizium album ARSEF 1941
Lineage: Eukaryota; Fungi; Ascomycota; Sordariomycetes; Hypocreales; Clavicipitaceae
Product: Mediator of RNA polymerase II transcription subunit 5
Exons: 6
Coding region: 1-3162 (1053 amino acids)
Biological process (GO): regulation of transcription by RNA polymerase II
Cellular component (GO): mediator complex
Molecular function (GO): transcription coregulator activity
Source: RefSeq, a predicted model, not a curated record